Neomonachus schauinslandi (Hawaiian monk seal) is the source of this 1278-nucleotide messenger RNA. Its product is annotated as annexin A13-like. Gene Ontology annotation, molecular function: calcium-dependent phospholipid binding; calcium ion binding. Bases 1 to 951 code for a protein of 316 amino acids. The record is from RefSeq and is a predicted model, not a curated record. Gene Ontology annotation, cellular component: cytoplasm. Lineage: Eukaryota; Metazoa; Chordata; Mammalia; Carnivora; Phocidae. The transcript has a single exon.
AUGGGCAAUCGUCAUGCCAAAGCAAGAAGUCAUCAGGGUUUUGAUGUGGAUCGGGAUGCCAAAAAGCUGAACAAAGCCUGCAAAGGAAUGGGAACUGAUGAAGCAGCCAUCGUUGAGUUGUUAUCAAGCAGGACAUUGGAUGAGAGGCAACAAAUCAAGCAAAAGUACAAGGCAAUGUAUGGUAAGGACCUGGAGGAGGUGCUCAAGAGUGAACUGAGUGGGAACUUUGAGAAGACAGCCUUGGCCCUCCUGGACCACCCCAGUGAGUACGAUGCCCGGCAGCUGCAGAAGGCCAUGAAAGUUCUGGGCACAGAUGAGGCAGUGCUCAUCGAGGUCCUGUGCACAAGAACCAAGAAGGAGAUCAUAGCCAUUAAGGCAGCCUACCAAAGGUUAUCUGACAGGAGCCUUGAAUCAGAUGUCAAAGCUGAUACCAGUGGAAACCUAAAAAAAAUCCUGAUGUCCCUGCUACAGGCUAAUCGUGACGAAGGAGAUGACGUGGACAAAGAUCUAGCUGGUCAGGAUGCCAAAGAUCUGUAUGAUGCAGGGGAAGGCCGCAGGGGCAUGUACAAGCUCGCCUUCAAUGAAGUCCUGGCCAAGAGAAGCCACAAGCAAUUACGUGCCACCUUUCAAGCCUACCAAAUUCUCAUCGACAAAGCCACUGAAGAGGCCACUGAAGCAGAAACAUCAGGAGAUCUGCAGAAGGACUACUUAACUCUCGUGAGGUGCGCCCAGGACCAGGAGGGCUAUUUCGCUGACCGUCUGUACAAGCCCAUGAAGGGUGCAGGCACCGAUGAGGAGACACUCAUUCACAUCCUCAUGACCAGGGCUAAGGUGGACCUUCAAGGGAUAAAAGCAAAGUUCCAAGAGAAGUAUCAGAAGUCUCUCUCUGACAUGGUUCACUCAGACACCUCUGGGGACUUCCAGAAGCUGCUGGUGGCCCUCUUGCACUGAACCGAGCCAGAAGAGUGGGAGCCCAGGGAGGAGCCACCUUUGUCAAGAGCCCAUUUCAAACCAGAUUUGUAAAUGUGACUCCAGCACAUAAAGUACCGAAGAGUCCUGGCUUAUUCUCUUGGCAGCUUGAAUACUGUAGCUGGGCCAAGCUGUUUAGGUGAAGGGCAACAGCCUCAAAAUGCUUGGGCAAGUCACCCUGAAUGCUGGCUUAGCAGGUACCUGAGCUGCCUUUCAGCUUUCCUAUAGCGUGGAGAACUGAAUGCUUUCUGAACACAAAUGAAAUUAGCUGUUGAUGAAAGAAACUACACUUGUAAUUAAACAUUCAGA